AUCGAUUAUAGCUAGUUGUUGUCAGUUGCAUAGUUUAGUUAAUUUUGUAUUAUUUAUCGAAAAUAGUAUUUUAUUUAUAUCCCAAAGUACGAAAAUAAUGUUAUUGUUUUUAAUUCAGUGAGGUAGUUGUAAUCCUAAUUUAAUUAUUAAUACUAAUAUUACAUUUUGGAUGGACGUAGUAAUUUUGUGAGUGGAUGUGAAUGAACGAUGCUGUUACUGAAUAUCAUCCAUAGAAAUAAAGACGAAUGUUUUCUAUUAAUACUGGCUCUUUUGCUGUAUUACGUGAUGAUAUUUUUAGAAGAAACUGAGAAAAAUCGUUAAAAAGGAUUUUGCCAACCAUUCAAAUAUGUUUGUUGAGGAUUUAGUCAAAGGAUUUUAUGAUAUAAUUUCAAAAACUAAAAUACUUAUAUUAGUGAACUAUGACGUGGAUGCAAUAUGUGCUGUAAAAAUACUGAAAUGUAUUUUACGUUUUGACAAUAUAAUUUAUGUGCUUGUACCAGUUAAGACUGUGACAGAAUUAAAAAAAGCAUUUGAAGAGCAAAAAGUUGACGUAAAACAUAUAGUGUUAAUAAAUUGUGGAGGUACAUUAGAUAUCAUAGAAUUAUUAGAACCAGAUGAAGAUAUUAUUUUUUUCAUUGUUGACAGUCAUAGACCUACAGAUAUAUGUAAUAUUUAUAGUAGUUCUCAGAUAAGAUUAUUGACUCCUCCUGAUGAUGAUGAAAACAUACCAAACUUUGAAGAAAUAUUUAAUGAAACUGAAUCAUCAGAUGAAGAUGUUAAUUCAGAUGAACUCGAUGAAAUUGAGCCUGAUAAUGAAAAUGUUAAUAGUGUUGAAGAACAACAAAACAAAAGAAGAAAACUUGAUCAAAGUAUAUUAGUUAAACGAAGAGAAAGAAGAAGAUGGGAAGAAAACAGAAAAAAAUUGUUAUUUGAUUAUACUCAGUUUUCAUAUUAUGGGCGUUCGGCUGCAAUGAUGAUGUUUGAUCUUGCAUGGAAAUUGCAUAGAGAAUCUGUUGAUUUAUUAUGGUGGGGCAUUGUUGGAGUAACCGAACAAUACAUAUUAGGAAAAACAGAACGUAUGCGUUAUUUAAAAGAAGUAGAAUUGAUAGCUGGUCAUAUUGGUCGUAUUUGUGAUUCUACAAUUAAUCAUGAUGAUGAGAAUAUGUCUCAGUCAUCAUUGGUGAAACCUUCAAAUACGUCUACCCAUCUACGAAUUGAAUCUGAAAAAGAUCUAUUAUUAGCAUUAUACAGACAUUGGACAAUUGAAUGUAGUCUUCGGUAUUCAAUGUUCACAGCAGUAUCUUUAAAACUCUGGACAAUCAAAGGCGAAAAAAGACUGAAACAAAUUCUAGCAGAAAUGGGAUUACCACUUGCUGAAAGUCGUCAAAUGUACCAUUCAAUGGAUUUAAGUUUACGUAAAGAGUUUUAUGGUAUGAUGGAAAAAAUUUCCAGUACACAUAAUUUAUUACAAAUGACUUAUCCUUCAUUUAUGUUACACCAAGGAUUUAAAACGAGGUACCAAUGUGCUGACUAUGUUUAUUCUAUGGUAGCUUCACUAGAAACUAAUUCUCGUGAAAAUUCUUCUAUUCAAUGUUUUUAUAAUACAAUGGAUUCAUUAUCUCGAUCAAAAAAAGAUUUAUUAGAUCAAGGAAUAGAAAAAGCCAAAUGGAUAUUGACCAACAUGUUUAGGCAUGUUCAAGCUGCAUUGGACAUGAGACAAGUGAUAUUAGCUGGACCAUUUUACUAUUUAAUCAUACAAGAGGGUACCCUACAUUCUCAGCACUAUUCCAAUCCUCACUGCUUAAUUAUGUUAGCAUCAUUUGCUCUAAGAGCUCAAGUCGCUUCUUCGCGUAAAACCAAAGCUACUCGUUUACCAUUAAUUGCUUCAGCCACCCUUGAUUCAGAACAAGACACUUGUUUAAUCGUUGGUAUUCCUCCUAUCACAGAAACAAUGCCUCGGAGUUUUUUCGGAAAAGCAUUUGAACAAGUUGCUAACAACACUAAUAUUGAAGUUUCAUUGGAUUACUUUGAUUCAUCUAUCGCAAAAAUGCCAAUUAAAGAUCGACCGAAGUUUUUUGAUGCUCUGACAGCAUUACUUAGUUGACAAUAGUCAUUGUCAUUAUAUUAUACUUAAUUAUUUAAAUUUAACAUAAUGUAAAUUAAUAAUAAAUGUUUGUUUUUAAUUAUAA
Molecule: messenger RNA, 2189 nt
Organism: Sipha flava (yellow sugarcane aphid)
Lineage: Eukaryota; Metazoa; Arthropoda; Insecta; Hemiptera; Aphididae
Product: cell division control protein 45 homolog
Exons: 14
Coding region: 347-2104 (585 amino acids)
Biological process (GO): DNA replication initiation; mitotic DNA replication preinitiation complex assembly; double-strand break repair via break-induced replication
Cellular component (GO): DNA replication preinitiation complex
Molecular function (GO): DNA replication origin binding; chromatin binding; single-stranded DNA binding
Source: RefSeq, a predicted model, not a curated record